This is a messenger RNA of Xiphophorus couchianus (Monterrey platyfish), 7433 nucleotides long. RefSeq names its product tudor domain containing 6a (gene tdrd6a). The transcript is spliced from 20 exons. The coding region runs from base 417 to 7004 and encodes 2195 amino acids. The record is from RefSeq and is a predicted model, not a curated record. Lineage: Eukaryota; Metazoa; Chordata; Actinopteri; Cyprinodontiformes; Poeciliidae.
GAGAGAAACGUUAGGCACGCGCUUGUGUGGGGUUUUAGGCUAGCGACCGUUAGCUAACGGCUGUGUGCAGUAAGGUUUGCUCAUUAAACUAAAUUCCUCCGGGAACAGCUAAACUUCUCACUGAGAACACAGAACAUCGCAAGAGAAAAGCAUCGUGACCGGACCGACUUUUAAAGCAGCAGAAAGUCCGGAAAGUUUCGACGCUGUUAACGUCAGCGCGGCUGCUCGUGGAUCUGCUGGGCGGAGGUGGAAACGCCUGGGCGGCUUGUUGGUGAGCUACCGUCACUUCAGGUGUUAAGAGGAUUGGACAGGUUCGCCAAAAAUAAAAAAAAAAAAAACGGUAAUAUUCAGUACCUGCACACCGGCACUGAGAAGGUGGCAAGUCAUGAGCAGCUGCCGUCCAGGAAACUGCCACAAUGUCUGCAAUCCCUGGACUUCCUGCAAGAGGAUCAGAUGUAACAGUGCUUGUAAUCAGAGUUCACUUGCAUCCCUUAUGUGAGCUGGUGGCGUUCUGGGGAAAGUUUAGUCAGCAGAGAUCAACAGAUUAUGAGAUUCUGGCUGAUGAAAUUCAGUCUCAUGGAGCUCUAUUUAAAGACCUGGAAGGAAAUCCUGGUGACCAGUGCUUAGUUCACAUUGAUACUACUUGGUACAGAGCACGCAUUGUGUCCAGAAAUGCUUCCAAAUAUAGUGUCUUCCUCAUUGACAGAGGGAUGACAUACACUGGCACCACAAGCAAGCUAGCAUGGGGUAAAAAAGAACAUUUUCUUUUGCCCCCUGAAGUGGAGUUAUGCAUACUAGCAAAUGUGUUACCACUUUCAUCUGAGAACAGAUGGUCUCCAGUGGCUCUUGAGUUUCUAAAAUCUUUUACUGGAAAGUUAGUCAACGCACAUGUGCAAGAUGUGCUGGUGCCAGACAGAAUGAUUAUCCUGAACAUCCCUUGCAUAUCCAAGCAAAUGUAUGAGAUGGGAUUUGCAAAAAAGUUGUCUCCAGCAACCUUCCAGGACUUUCUCCACAUGUCACUGAAAUCGAUCAAUGGAGCUGAAGAAUUGACAGAGGUGCAGCAGCUCUAUUUGGGAUCGGGUGAGCGACUCCAGAAACAGGAACUAUUCAUGUACCCAGAGUUGCCAGGAGGAACUGUGGAGACCGUCAUUGUAACAGAAGUGACAAAUCCUCAACAGAUUUUUUGUCAGUUGAAAGUUUUCUCUCACGAAUUAAAGAAACUAACUGAGAAGGUUACGCAGAGCUGUGAGAGCAAAGUGUCCAGCUGCAUGAUAAGCCCAGACAUGAUUGGGUAUCCAUGUGCAGCAAGAGGAAGGGACGGUAGGUGGUACCGCUCUGUCAUACAGCAGGUGUUCCCAACAAAUAAAGUGGUGGAAGUGUUAAAUGUAGAUUAUGGAACAAAGCAGUUUGUCCAGGUGGAAAAUGUGAAACGACUUGCCACAGAGUUUACCAGGAUGCCAGUUGUCACUUACGUUUGCUCCCUCCAUGGUAUCCUUGACAAAAAGGUAGGAUGGACAACAAGUGAAAUUGACUUCCUCAAGUCACUCCUGCUUCACAAGACUGUGAUAGCCAAGGUUGAAUACCGAAGCAUCUCUGACCAAGUUUACUAUGUUACACUAUAUGGUGAUGACAACAUUAACAUGAACAGCUUGUUUGGUUCCAAAGAAAACUGUUUCCCAAAGUAUGAGAAAACACUUGGAGAUUAUGCCCUGCCAAGUGGAGUUUAUACCCAGCAGCAUCCGGCUCAACCAGAAAGAAAGGCGCUACCUUCCCAACAGAGUGUGGAAGAGAUUCCUGCUGAAGACCUCGUCAUAAACUCCUCACAUUUGGCAGUUGUUCAUCACGUAUCCUCCCCAUCAGAGUUUUGGAUCCAAACUGAAAACUACAGAAAAGAUCUGGAGGAACUGUUGGACGCAAUGUACCAUCUGUACCAAGAUUCAGCGAAUACGCACAUGCUUAUAAAUCCGUCACUUGGCCUCUACUGUGCUGCACAGGCACAAGAUGGUGAAUUCUACAGAGCAACUGUGACAGAAGUUGGUGAGACACAAAUCAAGGUGUUCUUUGUUGAUUAUGGCAACACUGAAGUGGUUGAUGGGAGUAAGAUCAGGAUCCUCCCUGCUGAGUGCAGAAAGAUGCCCCAGCUGGGUCUGAAAUGUUCCCUGGCUGGUGUCAGACCAAAAGAUGGGAGAUGGAGUCAAAAUGCUUUGGAAUAUUUCAUCAAGACAGUCACAGAUACAGAACUCAUUGUGCGUGUGAAAGGAAGAUACAGUGACAGCUAUGUUGUCCAACUGAUAAAUCCUGAAGCACAGACAGAACAAGAUGUUAAUUCACAAAUGUGCACAAAUGGCUUCGCUGAAAGAACUGAGAUUCCAAGAGAACCCACAGUUAAAGGUGCAUUGAAGCCCUCCGUUGUAUCUUCAGCACCACUUACUGUUGCAGCACUGCCACAGGUCUGUAAAGACAUUGGAAUCUCUUUCAGACCUACAUUUGGUCUUCUAAACAAUGAGAGAAAAAUCGGUACCUUUAAGGAACAAAUGUUUCCUAUUGGAAGUGUCCUUGAUGUCAAUGUCUCCUGCAUUGAAAGUCCAAAUGAUUUCUGGUGUCAACUGGUUCAGAAUGCCGGAUCUUUGAGAUUGCUUAUGCAUGACAUCCAGGCCUAUUAUGCAAACAGUGAGUUUGAGCCUAAUGUAGAUGCUGCCUGUGUAGCUCGUCAUCCUGAGAAUGGAAUGUGGUACAGAGCUCUAGUCAUUCGCAAACAUGAAACCCCUCAAGUUGAUGUGUUGUUUGUGGACUAUGGGCAGACUAAGACAGUCUCCCUCUUUGACUUGAGAAAGAUAAGUCCAGAAUUUCUAACUCUCCACGGUCAAGCGUUUCGAUGUAGCCUGUUGAACCUCAUCCGUUCUACAUCGGCAAUUAAUGAAUGGAACUACAAAGCAAAGGAAAGGUUCCAAAACUUUGUUGAAAACGCUGCCUCCAACUUUAUCAUUUUGAAGUGCACCAUUUAUGCCGUCAUGCAUUCGGAACAAAUGGUUCUUCACAACAUUGUGGAUCUAGAGACUCCGUUCGAGAGCAUUUGCAACGCUUUGGCCAAUCUCAUCACAAACAUUCCUUCCAAGAAAGCCUCUGGGCCAUCUUUUCGUCUGGACACAUACUACUACUCAACGCACAAUAUCAAAACUGGCACAGAGGAGCAAGUCACUGUGGCGUUCGUAAACAGUGUCAGCGAUUUCUUCUGCCAUCUUGACAAGAAUGCUGACGUGAUGAAAGAUCUUACAAUGAGGGUGAACACUCUCUGCCAACAGCUUGAGAGGGUAAAGGUUCCAGCAGUCUUUGGAACCUUGUGCUUUGCAAGAUACACUGAUGGGCAGUGGUACAGGGCUCAGAUAAAGGCCACAAGACCAAAACUACUGGUUCACUUUGUGGAUUAUGGCGAGACUCUUCAGGUGGACAAGUCUGACCUGCUCCCUGUCCCCAAAGAGGCAAAUGACAUUAUGUCUGUGCCUGUGCAAGCAGUUGUGUGUGCUCUCUCUGAUGUUCCUACUGAUGUUCCUAGUGAGGUAAACGAAUGGUUUGAGAAAACUGCAACAGAAUGCCAAUUCCGUGCGUUGAUAGUGGCUAGAGAAGCUGAUGGCAAAUUACUGGUAGAGCUGUACCAUGGGAACACCCAGAUUAAUGCAAAGAUAAAGAAAACAUUUCAGAUUGAGAAGCAAGAAGAGCAAGUUGUCUGCCAGAGUUGGAAACCACAGGCUCCAGCAACUCAUGCACCAAAGAUGGAAAGGACUUUUUCAAACCGAGCCAUGGACAGUAAAGAUUACGAGCAAGCCUCUAAAAAGAGCAAUUUCUCUACCCCAAAACCUCCAUGUCAAACGAAGCUCGAUGGUAAAUUCACUGAUGAGAAUCUGAGGUCUGCAUUGAAAUCCACAACUCAGAAGCACAGACCAGUCCCACAAGAACUGUAUAAAACUCCGUCUCAAAGGCAGCUAAACAGAACAUUGACUAACGAUGGUUCUGAGGAAGCUAGUGGUCAGGUGAGACCCAGAAAAGUGAGUCUCCCCCCUAUAACUGAAAGGUUCAUUUCAGAAUCAUCUGGCACAGAUUCCCAAGAGAAAACCCUAGCUGAAAAACUCCCAAAACUCAUAGACCUCCCAUCGAAAUGCAUCACACCUGGCACAGUAGUGGAUGUUUAUGUCUCGCAUUGUGACAGCCCGUUAAGUUUCUUUGUGCAACAUGUUAGUGAAGAGGUUGCCCUAAUCUCUCUGGUGGAGAAGUUGAACAGUCCAGAUUCAACAUCAAAAGCAAGCCCUAUCAAAGAUUUGCAACCAGGUGACCUCGUCAAAGCAGAGUUUGCAGAUGAUUUGUCCUGGUACAGAGCGGUUGUGAAAGAAACUCUUGAACAUGCAAGGGCUCUUGUUGAGUUUAUAGACUUUGGAAACACAGCAGCGAUGCCAAUUUCUAAAAUGGAACAACUUCCCAAAUCUCUUCUGCUGUUGCCAGUAUAUAGUACACACUGCAUGCUAAAGGACACUGCUGUUCUUGGAGAAGAGAAGGUGUUUGAACCACAUGUGGUGUCUGCCUUUAAAGAGGACAUCGGCAGUUGUGGAGACAAGGUGCUCAAGUGCCAGUUCAUCAAGCAGGUUGGAUCUGUGUGGGAAGUCACUCUGGAAGAUGGCGGCCUGGAUAUUGGUUGUAAAUUGUCUACAGAAGGGAGUGGUUUUAAACCAGAAAAAGUAGUAAAUGAGCAGCAGGUGCAGCAUUUUGAGAAAAGAAAAGUGGAAGAAGACUCUGAGAAACCAUUGCCGCCCUGCAGUUUUGGCUACCCACACCAAAAAGAGAUUGAAGAGGGGCAGCGGCUAGAGGUCUACGUUGCAACCAUCAAUGAAGAUCAGACAUUUUGGUGUCAGCCUGCCGAUUCACAGGAGCUCUGUAUGAUAACAUCGGCUGUUUCAGAAGUUGAGAGUACAGCAGAUCAAAACAUUAAUCCAGAUGCUCUUUAUCUCGGAAUGCCAUGUGUUGCACUGUUUGCUGACGAUCAACUUUGGUAUCGCGCGGAAGUUGUUGAUAAAAGUGACAAUGAGCUUUCUGUCCUUUUUGUGGACUAUGGAAACAAGUCACAGGCAAACAUCACCAAUGUCAGAGUGGUACCACCUGCCUUACUGGAAGUUCCAGCCCAAGCGUUUCUGUGUGAGCUUGAAGGCUUCGAUGCUUCCCUUGGAUUUUGGAGAGAUGGAGCAGCAGAUGAGUUGUCUGCACUUACAGCAGACAAGUUGCUACAGCUCACCGUUACCAGAGUAACAAGGACAAAAGGAAAACUGAAGUACGUGGUAGAGAUGGAGCGUGAAGGCCAGGUGAUAAACGAAGCAAUGAAUACCUGCUGGAGCUACUUUGGAACAGAAGACAUGCCUGAUUCGGGUGAAUCGGCUACUCCACAGCAGCUUGACUCAAUCAACACUCUACAAGAUCUUCUUCAUAAUGUUUCUAGUUAUUCCACUUGUACAGUGUCUCAGGAUGAGGAACAUAUUGCAGAGGAGCUCAACUUCCUUCCAAUUGAAAACGAGGUCUUAAAGUUAGCCAGUAGUCCAAAGCAGAGUGAGUGUUCCGAAGACUCCAAUAAUGAGACUGUUGUUGAGUUUGGACAGGAUGAGCAGCAGUCCAGUGAAGGGAUAAUCAUGGUCCCUGCUGCCAUGAUGCCUCCUGAAGAUAUUUUCCCCUCUGAUAGUGUCAUAAAGGAACCCUUGCAACUUUCAGCAGACCUUUCAGAUGAAAAAGACAUUUCAUGCUUGAGCGAAAACGUGAUUGUGGUCACUGGCCAAGAUCCCGAGGAGGAAAAUACUUCAGUGCUUCAUGCUGGAAAGCCAAAUGAUGAUGGUUCUUCUCCAAGGGACGGUGCUUCAGGAGAAAAUGGUGAGCUGGAGAGUGGAACUAGCGACAAGGAGACGCUUAGUACUUCCUCCUGUAUCUUGGAGAUGGACACUUUAAAUGCUCCAGCUAUGGCAGCAGAAGAAAGUAAUGUUGCUGCCCUACAGGCUGACUUAAUGACCUUCACAUCAGAAGACACAAUGAAUCUUCAAGAUGAUGUUUUGAAGGAGACGACGGAUACAGAAUUGGAUUCCUCAAAACAGACUGAACUGGCGCUUUCCUCAACUACAAUUCAAGAGCAGUUGUGUGAGCAGGAAACUGAGGCUGGAGAAGGCACCCUACGUGAGGAGGAGACAUGCGUUUCUACAAAUGUGCAGAAUGACUCCGUGAGCGAAGAGGCUGCUUCCGCCCAGCUUGUGGACGCAGAGCCAGCCCUGGUGCAACAAUCUACCACGACCACAAGCGAAGAACAGAACUGCACGUUUUCCCCCACAGAAACAGGUGAGGAUCCUCAUGUCUUGGCCUGCUCUUUGGACAAAACCCAUCCAGCAGAUUCAGAGCAAACCUCUGAUGAAAAGAUAAGUGCAGCAGGUUGCCAGAGCCAUGCCAUAGCAGAGGAAAUCACACUUUCCAUCUCUGUUUCUGAAGGAGAUGUAGAUCAUAUUUGUGACAGAACUGAGCCAGCUGAAGAGUCAGGCGAGGUGCAGGAAGACUCAGCGGAAAGUGUGUCAGGAAUCACGGCGGCAGUAGCAGAUGUUCCUCAGCACGUUGAGGCACCGUGCACUCCCAGCUCUGACAAGGACAACUCGCUGUCGGAAGACGAGACCUUUCCCGUUAAAGCUGAUGGGGCGUUACAAACUGACACAGAUGUGAAGAACGUGGAUGAAGAGUUGACGUGUUUGGUCAGCGAGAGCCGUUUGGCAGACGUCUCUCAAGACUCGGAGCAAGAUCCUGAAACGGAAACGGACUGCAAGUCUGAGGAAUCGGCUCCACCGCUGAACGAGGAGUUUGAUGACAGCGAACUCACAGAGGAAUCUUUGUCUGCUGAGGACAGUUUCGAGGCCCAGCUGUCAAAGAUAACUCACCUCUGUCUGAUCGUAAAGGACGGAGCUGCUGAUUAUUUUCUCGAGCAGCAACCGGAGGAAUAACGGCCUGCCCUUCUUUUGGUUUUACUUUGUGGUCUCAGAUUGAAGUUAAUCAGCUACUUAUGUUCUGCUCUGAAUCAAGCGGGUACAGAUCAGUUAGCUUGUCUUGAUUUCUAUAUAUAUAUUUAUAUAUAUAUAUAUUUGACUCAGCAGGUUCUCCUGUUUUUCAUUGUUCUGAGGGAAAAAAAGUUUAUCUGUAGGAAUUUGUUCGUGUUUUUUUGUGAUGCUAAUUGGAGCACUGUUGCAGGAGAAUUAUUUGUAAAAGUUUCAGUAUUUUUUCUUGAUUCUAAUUUUGUUGCACAUCUAAAAUACUUAAGUAGAUGUUGGUUUGUGGAGUGGAAACAAUUUCUUUAUUUGUUGUGAACACAUGCAUGCUUUGAAAUCUUUAUUUUUUUGUGUGUUGACCCAAUAAAUAUUCCAGGUCAGUAUUGA